Mya arenaria is the source of this 2060-nucleotide messenger RNA. RefSeq lists its product as uncharacterized. Gene Ontology annotation, cellular component: membrane. The record is from RefSeq and is a predicted model, not a curated record. The coding region runs from base 277 to 1647 and encodes 456 amino acids. Lineage: Eukaryota; Metazoa; Mollusca; Bivalvia; Myida; Myidae. The transcript has 4 exons.
AAACAGAAAAACACUCAUUAAUAGCUUGAUAUCACUGCCACCACGUACAAUUAUAGCUAAAGUUUAGUUGUAGGAGUUAUUCUGUGAAAUAUAUUGCUGUGAGUGUAUAUAUGAACUAUUGUAUUUAGUUCCAUUAGAAAAUGAUGUUUUCACCAGCAUUACGGUAUUAGAAAGUAUCCGCUGUGUGGCAUUUUCCUUCUGCGCAAGUGUGCAAUCCUAGCCGGAUAGUUUUGCACGGUUAGAAAAUUGUUCAGCUAUCUGGAAAUCACACACAAGAUGGUGAUUUCCGUCAUUCUUUUCGUUGUCGUCAUAGCGGCAGUUACCACAUUCGGUAACGCGGAUAUAACCUCCCUUGAGAAGAAGGUCGACCUGAUAUCGUCCAUGCAGUCUUUCGUCCUGCAAGACAUGAUGUUAAUUAAAGGCAAGCUUGCCAACACCGACGUAAAACUCGAACAACUCUUUAAUCAAAUCGACAAACUUCAAUCGUCUGAACAUGAAAGAGUAUCCACAGAAAAAGGCAUAGAACAAACAAGCGCCAAGGUGGUUCAACAAGUUUCCGAACGCAUUGACCACCAAAAGCUUGGUCAAAGUGAUGCCUGGGUGUCUGAAGAAUCAGCUGCUACACUUGAAGAUCUCGAAAACAAAGUAACUGCGAUGGCUAAUGAGUCGUCUGCGAAACAAGAAGUUCUGGAACAGAAAGUAAAUGAAAUUCACAAUGCCGUUAAACUAAUGGGUACGGGAAUGGCAACCGUUGCAAACACAUUAAAUAGAGUAAAACGUGGUUUUGCAAAAGAAAAACUCUCAAUGUUAAACGAAGUAGUGGCGCUCAAAGAAGCUACUGCCAAUGUAAAGAAAGCUAUCGAAGAUGUUUUUGUAGAUUUCAAUAAAACCAUGGAUACCAUAGAGCAUAGACAAACUGAGAUUAUAACAAAACUAAAAACCGAUAUUGAAACAAUGGUGACUUAUGCCUCUGAUAACAUAGCGGAGACUGUUGAAAAUGAAUCACUGAAGGCAACACGUUUAUUACAAGACACGUUAAACUACAUUGGCAAAAACGUGCAACAGCUGUCAAGUGAGAUUUCAUCUGCCGAAGUCAACAUUUCGUCGAAGUUAUAUGAUAAAGAGCGUGAAGUCAUUAACAAACUUGACAAUAUUUCAUCGGAAUGUGUUAACUUGUCAAGUAAUCUAGACUUUCAUGACAAGAAGAUGAUGUUCAUACAAAGUUUUGAUGGAAACGGUUUUAUGGAUUAUUUACAAAUAAGUGGUUCACCAUCUGUAUGGCAUUUUCACGUGCCCGGGGCCAUGGCAAGGCUUGUCAACGCCACAAGAUACGACACAAACGGUGUCCAAGGUCGACUGGAGGUUUACGUGAAUAAAGAGUGGGGAUCAGUAUGUGAUAGGGCCGUUCAUGAUGACGAUUAUGAUGGUACAGAGCAAGAUACAGUUGCCUGUAGAACCCUGGGCGCGAGUUUUACCAAAGGGUUGGCCCUGCCUAACACUCCGUUUGGUCUGAAUACGAAACGUAUUGUGAUGAGUAAAGAAUGUGAUGGCCACGAACAGUCAUUGUUUGAUUGUAGAAACUACAGCAUCGUUUGGCGUCGAAUUACUUGCCGCAAACGUGAAGUACACUUGCGUUGUUUCGCAUAAAGAUUUGGCAAUGAGACUGGACAUUUGUUACAGAAAUGUGGACAGUGAUUGGGAUCAUGAGUACAUGUUUGAGCGUAGAGGUCAGAGACCGAAUAGUUAAGGAAGUGACUAUCUGUGAUGUUUUAAUGAAUGUUUAGAUCAACCGUUUCGGCUAUGAAAAUUGAUUAGAAACUACUAAUUGCACAAAUAAAUAUAUACGGAUGCAUGAACCUAAUAGUUAUGAGAAUAAAACAAGUUUACACGUAUGUAAUAGUUUAACGUAUUUAAUUCAACAUAUACAUUUGAUCGCUUUGUCAUACAGUAAUACACGUAUUUUAGAAAGAAACGUAUGAAUAAUAUAUGAAUCACUUGGAAUUUCUUCUUACUAGCCUAAUAAAUUCAAUACACAUUUUUAUACCUGUGUUAUAAUUAUA